UCUGUGUUUCUAAUCAUGUUUUCUCACAAGACUUUCAGAAUCAAGCAGUUUCUGGCCAAGAAACAAAAGCAAAAUAGCCCCAUUCCCCAGUGUAUUUGGAUGAAAACUGGUAACAAAAUCAGGUACAACUCCAAGAGAAGACGCUGGAGGAGAACCAAGCUGGGUCUGUAAGGAAUUGCACCAGAUGCCCACAUAUUUAUGCUCUUCCAUGAACCAGUCAAGCCAGAACAUCAAUACUGCCUGGACUGACAGUUGGGCAUUUUAAACUGA
This is a messenger RNA of Perognathus longimembris pacificus (Pacific pocket mouse), 270 nucleotides long. Its product is annotated as 60S ribosomal protein L39-like. Gene Ontology annotation, molecular function: structural constituent of ribosome. Gene Ontology annotation, cellular component: cytosolic large ribosomal subunit; ribosome. Gene Ontology annotation, biological process: translation. The record is from RefSeq and is a predicted model, not a curated record. The coding region runs from base 16 to 171 and encodes 51 amino acids. The transcript has a single exon. NCBI's taxonomy places the organism in Eukaryota, Metazoa, Chordata, Mammalia, Rodentia, Heteromyidae.